Calliphora vicina (urban bluebottle blowfly) is the source of this 1242-nucleotide messenger RNA. It is a transcript of the gene Tsp42Ee, whose product is annotated as Tetraspanin 42Ee. Gene Ontology annotation, cellular component: plasma membrane. The transcript is spliced from 5 exons. The record is from RefSeq and is a predicted model, not a curated record. Lineage: Eukaryota; Metazoa; Arthropoda; Insecta; Diptera; Calliphoridae. Bases 148 to 834 code for a protein of 228 amino acids.
CACAUGUGUGUUUUUUAGUUCAGUCACAAAGAAAACGUCGAAAGAAUAGCAGGCAUUAAAUACUGAGGAGUGAAUAAAAGCUAAAGUUAAAUUUGUUGUAACGGUUAAUUACACUUGAGUGUUUUAAGAUAAGAAACAUUCAUAAAAAUGGAUUGUGGAACAACAUUGGUGAAGUACAUUCUCUUCAUAUUCAAUACUCUGGUGUCGAUUCUCGGCAUUUUGGCUAUUGUCUAUGGCGUGAUUGUUUUGAAUAGCAUUGGUAUGAUUGAAGUUGACAAUCAAGUAGGUUUCCCACCACAGGCGGCUGUACCAAUCUGCCUAAUCACAAUUGGUUCAAUUGUGGUAUUCAUUUCAUUCUUGGGCUGUUGUGGUGCCAUUCGUGAAGAUGUCUGCAUGACCAUGUGCUAUGCUGUGUUCAUGUUAAUUUUACUCAUUCUUCAAUUGGUUUUGGUUGUUUUGCUGUGGACCAACAAGGAUAAAAUUACCACUGUUAUGGGCGAGGUUAUCGAUCGGGCAUGGGAACGUGAGGCCAGAGAAACUGGUGUCUUUGAAGCCUUCCAAAAAUCUUUCAAAUGCUGCGGUUCUAAUGGAUUCACUGAUUAUGCUCUCAUUUUGAAAUUGCCAACUGACAGCUGCUGUGAUGCCGGUAGCACAUGCACUCCUCUCAAUUACUAUGGCGGUUGCAAAGAAAAGUUUGUUAGUUUCAUGUCUGGCAGCACCGACAAUGCUAAAUACUUUGGUCUUGGUUUAAUUGCUAUAGAGCUCGUUGGUUUCAUCUUUGCCUGUUGCCUGGCCAACAAUGUGCGCAACUAUAAGCGACGAAAUGCUUAUUAAAUGUUUUGUAACUACAACAAAAUUGAAAAAAAAAAUAAUAAUCUCAAUCAUAAAGAAAACAUUUAAAUAAAAUCCCCUCUGCAUAUUUUUCUUUUCUUUUUCGAAAUACAUAUUUAAAAGCACAUACAUACAAAUGUAAUUUUCCAAUAUUAUAAAAAAACGUACAAUUUAAGAAUGAAAUAAGAAUCAAAUGAAUCAACAAUUACCUGCUGUUACAUUUGUAAAACAAACAAAAACAAAAAUUGUAAUUGUAGUUUUAAGUAAGAAACAAAUCGAAUGAAUGAAUGAAUUAUAAAAGAUGUUACAAAAUCCAAUUUAACUUUAGUGUUUAAAAAUGUUUUAUUACUUUUUUUUAUAUAUUAUAUAAAUAUUUAAAUACAUACUACAAACGUACAAUAUAAACUAAAA